Molecule: messenger RNA, 1194 nt
Organism: Hippocampus zosterae (dwarf seahorse)
Lineage: Eukaryota; Metazoa; Chordata; Actinopteri; Syngnathiformes; Syngnathidae
Product: motor neuron and pancreas homeobox protein 1-like
Exons: 3
Coding region: 109-1047 (312 amino acids)
Biological process (GO): neuron projection morphogenesis; spinal cord motor neuron cell fate specification; regulation of DNA-templated transcription
Cellular component (GO): nucleus
Molecular function (GO): DNA-binding transcription factor activity, RNA polymerase II-specific; sequence-specific double-stranded DNA binding
Source: RefSeq, a predicted model, not a curated record
AAGAGGUCCCCAAAAAGAAAACGUCUCCUCACAGGGGCCGCCACGUCAAGUGCGUCGAACUCGAAGAGCACUUUCAAGUCUCCCGUGGAAGCAUCACACACUUUCGGGAUGGACAGAACGGCCUCCCACCUGGAGAAGUCCAAAAACUUCCGCAUCGAGGCACUCCUGGCUCACCGUGUGGACCAGAGGCCGGCGAUCGGCGAUGGCGCUUCCCCGCAGGCGGCCAGCACCGGGAGCCCGGUCCACAGCCCGCGGUCCGAGACGCCCUCCCCUCGGCCCGCCGACGCCACCCAGGCCCGGCCGGCGAUGACGCCCGACGCCGCCGGCUACAACUUCUCCCAGGCGGGGUUCGGCGCCGUGCACGUCGCGGGCUUCCUCGGGAUGCACCCGAGGUCCGUGUACCCCUUGGCGGCUGUCGGCGCCCAGCCGCCCGCCUUCGCGUAUCCCGGCUUCCCGCAGCUGGUCCAGCCGUACCCGGGUCACUUGACGGCGAGCGGCGUGGGCGGGGUGCACCCGCUGGAGCCCUGGAUCAGAGCCGGGAUGAUGAUGUUCCCGAGACUCGGUGACUAUGGAGCGCCACCUCAAGCCGGUUUGUUGGGGAAGUGUCGGAAGCCCAGGACAGCGUUCACCAGCCAGCAGCUGUUGGAACUCGAAAACCAGUUCAAGGUCAACAAGUACCUUUCCAGACCCAAACGUUUUGAGGUGGCCACCUCACUCAUGCUGACUGAGACCCAGGUUAAAAUUUGGUUCCAGAACAGGCGAAUGAAGUGGAAGCGAAGCCGUAAAGCGAAGGAGCACGCGAACCCGACGUCCCCGCUGAGCGACUGCGAAAGGGCCGACAGUGUCCAGCUCCAGGUGGACUCUCCGAGCUCCAGCCUGGAGGAUGAAGAGGAGCUCGAAGGCGAGGAAGAGGAUGAGGAUCCAAGUGUGCUGCCGGGUUCUCUGGGCUCCCUCUUGAGGCGUGCCGGAGGAGUCACGGAGAACUACCGGUCUUAUUUGGAAGAGGAACUGGAGGAGGGAAGUUCAAGAAGUGGGGUUUUCCCAUAGUUGUGACAUGUGUUUUCAUUGUUUGUGUUUGUGUAUUGCUCCGGAGAGGCCAAUGGACAAUGUAGCAGGUGCGCAGAUUUGAUUCCUCUCAAGUCAGUCGUUGAAAUGUUGUGUCAAACCGCAAUGAAUCUUUCCACGUAGCGUUAA